This is a messenger RNA of Eruca vesicaria subsp. sativa (arugula), 792 nucleotides long. The record is from the annotation of a GenBank genome assembly. NCBI's taxonomy places the organism in Eukaryota, Viridiplantae, Streptophyta, Magnoliopsida, Brassicales, Brassicaceae.
AUGAUCAAGAGGUACCUUGUGGAUGAAGGUACAGAACACAAAGUGGGGGAUGUUUACAAUGACUUCGUCUUGUCUGCUCGGAUGAGCACACACAUCAACUUCCUCAAACUACUAGGAUGCUGCUUGGAGUCUCGUUACCCUGUUCUUGUCUUUGAAGACGCAGAACAUGGGGUUUUGAAUCAGCGAGGAGGUGUUAUGGUUAUUAACUGGGAGGAAACUUUUCUGCCGUGGAGUGUUCGGUUAAAGAUCGGUAAGGAGAUCGCAAACGCGUUGACUUAUCUUCACACGGCUUUCCCUAAGAUCACAAUCCAUAGAGAUGUUAAGCCAACGCAUGUUUUCUUGGACAAGAACUGGACUGCUAAGUUGUCUGGCUUCUCACUCUCCAUUACUCUCCCUGAGGGCAAAACAAAAAGCGCAACUGUUCCCGUGGUGGGAACAUCUGGUUACAUCGAUCCAUUGUACCGUGUCACAAGUUCGGUAACGGAAUAUACUGAUGUGUACAGCUUUGGAGUCUUUUUGAUGGUGCUUCUCAGUGGCAGACCAGUGUUUUUCACCGAUUCUUCUAAUGGCAAGCGUGAAGGAGUUGUUGGCUACGUGAAAGACUUGUAUGAGAAAGACAAGCUUGAUGAAGUGAUGAAUACAAAGAUGGUGAAAGAUAUGACAAGUGGUCAACGGUUUCAAGUGGAAGCAUGUGUUGCACUUGCUCUGAGAUGCUGUGAGAAGAUAGAUGAAUAUAGGCCAAAGAUGAUCCAAGUAGCUAAAGAACUCAAGCGGAUUCAGAUAUCAUUUUAA